Messenger RNA from Nematolebias whitei (Rio pearlfish), 1088 nucleotides. RefSeq names its product clarin-3. Bases 1 to 693 code for a protein of 230 amino acids. The transcript has 3 exons. The record is from RefSeq and is a predicted model, not a curated record. Lineage: Eukaryota; Metazoa; Chordata; Actinopteri; Cyprinodontiformes; Rivulidae.
AUGCCAUCCCUGAUCAAGACUUUACAUUUCCUCUUUAGUGCUCUGGUUACUGCCAUCUCUGUGGGCUUGCUGGGAUUCGCCAUGUCAACAAAGUGGGCUUACACGUUCAUGGAGUGUGCCGCGUCCAACAGCGACCAGUUCAACGGGACGGCAGAGAUCGAAAUGGACCUGUUCGAUGGAUCAUUAAAGAGAGAGUCCUGUCCCAGUUUUGGAAAUCAAGAGAAUUUUAAAGUGUUUCCAAAGUUGGAAGCAACAGGAGCAGCUCCUCUGGCUCUGCAUGUGUUGACGGUGGGCCUGCUGGCUUUGUGUUUGCUGUUCUCUGCCAUCAGCAUCCUCGUCUCCCUCUACAACAGCGUCAGUAAUCCUUAUCAGACCUACCUCGGGCCUGUUGGAGUUUACACCUGCAGCUCCCUCAGCGCGUGCCUAUCCGUGGUGGUCCUCAUCAUAUUUGUGCUGAACCUCAAUGUGACCAGCAUGCCGGAGGAGUUGGUUAAAACCAGCUCCAAUCUCCCGGUAAAUCUGAGAAACAAGUCUUCGGUCAUGCAGGUUGGAUACUUCCUGGUCAUCCCUUACACGGUGUUCUCUCUGGGCGCCGUUCUGAUCAUCUACAUGUACGACCACGCCGCCUACACCCAGAGACGAGAGCAGGAGAGGCCGACGGAAGACGCUCCCAAGGAGAUCAUGAUGUAUUAGAGACAGCCGAGUCAGAUUUCAGAGACUCUGACGAAAUUCUUUUUGACUCUCUUGGAAGACGUUUUUGUGACGUCGAUUCUAUUUAUGUGGCGCCUACAAAAGAAACAAACGUUGCAACAAAGUUCUGCACAGCAACAAUGAUAUAAAACUGCAAUAAAAUAAUGUCAUAAAUCAGUAACAGACACAGGGUGAGGUCAGCAGGGAAAAAUAAAACAUGUAUACAAGGAAGUAAAGUAAUAGGUAAAACAAUAUAAGGUUAAAGGGAUAGUCUGGUGAUUUUUGAAGUGAUGUUCUACUAAACAACUAUUAUUAGUACCUUAUUUUUUGGUGGUUGUAAUGAAAUCGGAAACAACAAUUAAAACUUGUGAACUUUAUUAUGUGUGUUGGAUAUAAGC